GGCAGAAAGGGUGGGGGCACUCGCUGACUAGGAGAGCACUUUUUUUUUGGGGGGGGGGGGGUGAUUGAGGGGACCUCGUGUGGCGUCGAGCGUCCCCCUCCGUCCCCCGGCUGAGUUUAAUGUGUCAGGCCGUCUCUCGUCGGCCUCAGUCCGCUGGAAAUUAUUUUUAACCGACAAGAAAAUUGGCCGGGACGUACACAUGAGCAAGACAAUCCCGGAAAUAACAUGCGUACUCUCAGCCUGUCACGUACGCUCACUGGAUUUGCAUUGCUGUAGGCUGCCGUAGAAACAAUACACAGCCCCCAACAUGUUUAUAAGACGGAUACAAAGUCAUUUCUGGAGGAUUGAAUGAGACUACGGGGUGACAUUUAAGAUAUCAGAAAAGACUUGGUCAUGAAACUUCUGCUAUCUGUGGCAAAGAUCCUCUCCAUCAGAGAAAGCAUUGGCUCAGCUGAAAAAUGAAGCGAGGACGUGUGCUACGUGCGCAUCCAGCACAUGACGAGAUGAAAUGGAGAGCUUGGGACAAACGGACCUUUUAAACCCAAGCCCUGCCAGUGUGUCUGUGGAGAGCAGGACGAGCGCGGCGCAGCUCGUCUGUGGACAGGCGGAGAUUCACCACACGUACCGAGCGGACAUGGGGCCGGUCGGAAGUCCAACAGCUGCGGAGUUACUCGCGGGUCUCGCCUCUCAGACCGACUCCCCCGCUAUCACAACCCCGACUAAGCUGUCCAAAACCGGCGUGCCGCUCUACACCGGCGGGGUGGUGUCCCCAUCUGCCACGGUAGAGGGGAGCCAUUCGGGCGUUUUGGCUCACACACCAAAUGGUUACCCGGCACAUAUGAAGGGGUUGGCAGGGGCUUUAUGCAGCCCCGUGUACCCCCUCACCAGCAGGGCAUGUCUGGUGGAGAGCGGGGACUGGACAGCUCAAGAAAUGUGCUCUUUGAUGACGAGGAGGACAAAUGGGGACCUGACAGCAAGACAGGUGCAACAGCAGAAACGAAGAGGUGGGGAGAACCGGGACUUCGGGUCAGGGACUGUUAGUGAUCUCAUGGUGGGGUCAACCGGUUUAGGAAGCUCGGUAGACCAGGUUUUUGCUUUGGGUGAGUCGGACUUAAAGAGGAGACGAUUAGUGGAUGGAAGUGUUGCUCACAAAUCUUCGGAGACCUCCGCGGCGCCCUGGGGUGUCGCCCGUUUAGCCACCACAGUCAACUGUAGCAACAGUUCCCAUAGCAAGCAAAUGACUUUCGAUCAUGGUGUCACUCCACAAUCUCCCUUCACCCCUGCUGCCCCUCAUACUAACCAGCACAACGGAUACAUGGUGGCCUCCCCGGGACAAUCAGCCGCCCCCAGCCAGACCUCCCCAACAGAGGCUAACUGCAUCCCAACCCCACCUCCUUCUGCGGAGUGUGGCUGGUCUGCAGAGCGCAUAGCACAGCAGUACAUUGUCCCCUGCAUGAAAUACUAUGGCAUCUGCGUGAAGGACAACUUCCUGGGGCCUCAGCUGGGCAACAUGGUGCUGGAGGAGGUGGAGGUCCUAAAUCGAAGCGGGAAAUUUCGGGGUGGCCAGCUGGUGAGCCAGAAGACCAUCCCAUCUCGUAGCAUCCGGGGCGACCAGAUUGCCUGGGUGGACGGACUGGAGCGUGGCUGCGAGAGUAUUGGGGCGCUGAUGGCUCACAUAGACGAGGCCGUCAUGUACAGCGCUGCCAGUGGACAGCUGGGGGACUGUGUCAUCAACGGACGCACAAAGGCCAUGGUCGCCUGUUAUCCAGGAAAUGGAGCAGGGUAUGUCCGCCAUGUUGACAACCCUAACGGGGACGGACGCUGCAUCACAUGUAUCUACUAUCUCAACAAGAACUGGGAUGUUAAGAAGCAAGGAGGGCUGCUGCAGAUCUACCCUGAAGGCAAAAAUGUGGUAGCCAACAUCGAGCCUCUGUUUGACCGGCUGCUCAUCUUCUGGUCUGACCGCAGGAACCCACACGAAGUCAAGCCAGCCUACGCCACUCGCUAUGCUAUCACAGUCUGGUACUUUGAUGCCAAAGAGAGAGCUGAAGCUAAGGAGAAGUACAGAUUGGCAACAGGACAGAAAGGUGUUCAAGUGCCUGUCACUCAAAACAGCAGGACAUAAAAAACAUCAAGUCAUUUGAGAGUCUCUGAAAGUAUUAUGUGCCUUCCUGAAACACUUACUGACGUCGUGAUCAUAAAGGCAGACACGUCAAACUGUCGGUGAUCACUUCAGCUUCAUGCCGCUCCUGCAGUGUCGGCUGUCAGGUUCACGUCACAGGCUAUGAUGUCAUGAUUUCCUGCCAUGUGAUUGGGCCGCUGAUGAAAGCAGAUAGAGAGAAAACGGACUGGAUUGUUUGGCAAAGGAAGAUCAAAAAUACAUGUUGCGGUGGCAAAAAAAAGAAGAAAAUAACUCUGACGUCUCACGAAUCAUGUAUGAAGACAACAAACUGAAGAAAAGAGACUUAUAACUUUUUGGUUGUUGCAGUUUUGCCUGUUCAGUUUUCAGUGGUGUUGUGGUGUAUUGAGAAGUUAUUGCUUUACAAUGCUCCAGUGUCUUUUUUUCCAAUUCAAACACAAGAGCAGAAAUGAAGAACCUGGGGACUGUUGGGGGGGAUAAAGGGGUGCACGAAGUUAAAAUCAAGGGUGUUGUUCCGUUUCCUGAAAUCCAUUAAUCCCCCAUUAUCCAGGAUGUUGUCCCUUGUCUCAUGAUGUGGGCAAGUGUUUUAAAGUCAGAGAGAAGACAGAGGCCGAGAAAAAGAAACAUCAUCAAAUGAUUGUAGGCCAUGAUACAUUGGAAAGCUGUUAUAUAGCACACAUUUAGAUAGUCCUGGUUUAAGCACCAAACCAAAAUAUUACAAGAAUAUACUCAAAACCUGCAUGAGGACAACUCUACUGUAGAUUUAAAAAAAAAAAAAAAAAAAAGCACACUGAAAAAGGUUUCAGAGAGUUUGAAAGACUUAAUGACAAGACCAGGCUAAUACUUAAAACAUAAAAUCAAAAAUCAGUGCAACAAAAUUACUUAGUAAUGCAGCAUGGACGAUUCUGUCUAGUUUUGAUUUAAGUAGUUGCAAUUCUUCAAGCCUUUUUAGAAGCUUUUCUACAUAAAGGAUGUGAAUUGAAAUGCGCUGUUGGCACAUGAGACAAGAGGCAAGCUGGGUUUGAUGAAUCAGACCGUAGGUUUUUUGUGUUGGACUGUGUGUGCUAGUUUGUAUGCACAUGGGACUCGACUCUUACCUGUACUUUACUAGAUACAAACAGCGUGUAGCGUCAUUGUGGACGUUAUCAUACAAAACGUUUCCCCCAAAACACACAGACACACACACACACACACACAUUUGUACUUACACCAAUAACCUGUACACUCAUAACCAUUAACAGUAUAAAGCACAGAGUCAAGCUUACACUGUAUGUGAACUGCAGGAUUAAAACUAUUGCCUGCUCAUGUGGGAGUGUUUGAAAAUGUGAACUUGUGAACGGUUGAUGCUGUUUCAAAGAGGGUUUAAGGUAUCGUGUCAGUGUAUUUCAGAAUGGUUGAAGAGAAGGCUGUUUUAAAAAGCACUUUAUUGUUUGAAAUGCCAUGCGUGAAUGUUUGAAAAAUAUAACAAAAAUGUAGAUUAAUGCCUUUAUGCUGUGGAUAAUGUCAUUCAAAUGCAAUAGAAACUAAAACAAUUGAGAUCAAAUGGAAA
Messenger RNA from Labrus mixtus (cuckoo wrasse), 3689 nucleotides. RefSeq names its product egl-9 family hypoxia-inducible factor 2 (gene egln2). Gene Ontology annotation, biological process: cellular response to hypoxia; peptidyl-proline hydroxylation to 4-hydroxy-L-proline. Gene Ontology annotation, cellular component: cytoplasm; nucleus. NCBI's taxonomy places the organism in Eukaryota, Metazoa, Chordata, Actinopteri, Labriformes, Labridae. The record is from RefSeq and is a predicted model, not a curated record. The coding region runs from base 509 to 2125 and encodes 538 amino acids. The transcript has 6 exons. Gene Ontology annotation, molecular function: ferrous iron binding; peptidyl-proline 4-dioxygenase activity; L-ascorbic acid binding.